This is a messenger RNA of Seminavis robusta, 1104 nucleotides long. NCBI's taxonomy places the organism in Eukaryota, Bacillariophyta, Bacillariophyceae, Naviculales, Naviculaceae. The record is from the annotation of a GenBank genome assembly.
AUGUCUAAAACAAUUGAAACAGGAGAGCUUUCAGUUGAUGGUGAAAACACAAAGCAGAGGGUAUUUGGUGAGAGUGUGAAUAUCCCAUUGUCUCCCUCCGAUAAACCGCAGCACGACGCACCACCACCGAGAUACAAUGAGAGCUCUCGAUCAUUAACAAAUCAUGCGGCUUUAGUCUGCAUGACAAUUAUCAUUAUGCUUUCCAUGAACGCCUCCCUCAUGAUAUCCAAGAUGGCAUCAUCGAGUGACAGGAAGAGCUCCAAUGGAGCCAUCGCUGGCCCCAAAGGUAACCUUCUCGGAAUCUACUACGUAAACAUUCCCAAGGUUAGUCCUUCUGAUCCUCGAACUGCCGUCGCCUCACUCUCUUCUCAGUCCUCGGAAGCAUUUCAUGAAAAAGACCACCCGGAACUUGUUGACGAGGAGGCCUUUUUCCUCCGAUACUACAUCAUGCCUCUGGAAGAGGUGCCAGAAGCUGAAGCCGAAGCUGAAGAAAGAUCUAACCAUACCAAUGCCAGCAGCAACGACGUGAACGCUUUGCAAUUCAAUCUUUCUGGUAAUGCGUCCGAGGGACCAGAGGCGGCAGAAACUCCCAUCAAGAGAACAUCCAAAUUGCGCCUAAUGCGACCUCGAGCAAGACUACUGCAAACCGCCAGGGCUCUACAGAAGGAGCUUGAAAUCGCCGCGCGAGAAGAUUUUGUGAAACCUUUUUUUCGAAAGUGGACACAGCGCUUCGAUGCCGUCACAAGUCGUUUCCAAAGCGAUGCCAACAACAAUGCCGCAGCUUUGAACUCCACAAUGCCUCGCCUGCAACUGAUGCCAAUCAAGAAAGGAGGUGCACUGCCCAAUGCAAUUUUGGGUAUCUUUCCAUUUUUGCCUGCCAAACACAAUGCAACUAAUUAUCCUGGUGCGACUGUCCUUCCCAAAGCCCUGACACGCCGCAGACAUGUAGAACGGGCCAAUCCAAACAAGGGCAAGACAUCCGUUUGUCCCACCAAUCUACUUUGUUAUUUUACCAUUCCUCCAACCUCCGUAAAAAAAGAUGUCAUCUGUGCAACCUACUGCCGUCGCUGCCUGGAGACUACUGCGAGCUUCAGAAGCCAUUGA